UCUUCAACAUAUCCAGUCUUCUUUCCUCUUCAAAUUAAUAUUGUAUGGAGGAAAUUGAAGUUCCUUCCUAUUUUCUAUGUCCAAUCUCAAUGGAAGUCAUGAGGGAUCCAGUUACAAUAUCAACUGGAAUAACUUAUGAUAGACAAAACAUAGAAAAAUGGAUAUUCUCAUGCAAACACACAACUUGUCCUGUCACAAAUCAAGACCUAAAAUUCAUAGAUCUCACUCCAAAUCACAAUCUUCGUCGUUUGAUCCAAUCGUGGUGCAUGUUGAAUUCUUCAAAUGGCAUCCAACGGAUGCCAACCCCGAAGCCUCAGGUUCAAAAGGCCUACGUUAUUAGAAUCCUGAACGAAGCACAAAAAUAUCCGGAUAUGCAAUUUAAUUGCCUUAAGAGGAUCAAAUCAAUAGCACGUGCAAGCGAGAGCAAUAAAAUGUGUCUGGAGUCAGCCGGGGUAGUUGAUUUCUUGGCCUCAAUUAUCAUAAAGGGAAAAAAAGAUCAAUCAGAGGUCUCAGAGGCGAGCGAUGAGGCUUUAAAUAUUCUAUUCCAUCUAAACCCUUCUGACACUGAGUUGAAAAAGUUCAUCAACUCGCGAAAUGAUCAUCAAUUCUUGGAUUCUUUACUUCAAUUCUUGAAUAAUGGUGAUGUUCAAUCGCGAACCAAUGCGAUAACCCUAUUGAGAUCAACCCUACUUGUGGCUGAUCCAUCACAAUUAAUUGGUAUACAACCAGUGUAUAUCAAAGCUAUAGUUGGUAUAUUAAAUGACAAAAUCUCCCAACAAGCAACAAAAGUAGCACUCAAACUCCUAGUUGAAUUAUGUCCAUGGGGAAGAAAUAGAAUCAAAGGAGUUGAAAAUGGAGCUGUGUUUGCCCUAAUUGAACUUCUUCUUGACACAAAUGAAAGAAGGGUUUGCGAUUUGAUACUAACGGCUUUGGAUCAUCUUUGUACCUGUGCUGAAGGGAGGGCGGAAUUGUUAAGCCAUGGUGGAGGAAUAGCCAUUGUUUCCAAGAAAAUUCUUAGGGUUUCACAUUUGUCAAGUGAUAGGGCAGUGAGGAUUCUUUGUUCAAUUUCAAAAUUCUCAGCAACUUGUUAUAAUAAGAUUCUUCAAGAGAUGUUGGAAGUGGGAGUUGUGUCAAAGUUAUGUUUGAUGCUUCAAGUGGAUGUUAGUCCAAAGACUAAGGAGAAAACUAAGGAAAUUCUAAGGUUACAUUCUAGGGUUUGGAAGGAUUCUUCUUGUAUUCCUCCUCAUUUGCUCUCUUCUUAUCCUUGAUACUACUAUUUAUUAUUAAAAAAAAAAGCAACGAACAACUUCUGUCGUUAAUCAACAAAAAUCCAUAAUAGAAAGACCUUAUCCCUCAAACCUCAUGUGGAAAGAGAGAUUUCAAAGGUUGUUGUUUGAGAGAAGAGAUAUCCAUUGGGACGAAGCUGACAAAAUAACACCCGCUUUCUUAAGGAUCCCGCUAAUUCAAUUUCUAUUGCUAAUUGGUUGUUAUUUUCAAAAAAAAAUAAAAUCUUAUUAGCUACGAACUAUUUUUGAUUAGUGGCGACGAAAUUCGUAGCUGAUUUCUUGUUCUUUUGGUAGUGUUAAGGAAUUUUUUUCCCCUUUUCAUGUACAUAUGUAGAGCAUUGGGAUUCAGAGUUUGUGGCAUUUAACAUUGAGGAUACAUAUAAUUAGUGUGAUAAAGCA
Solanum dulcamara is the source of this 1685-nucleotide messenger RNA. Its product is annotated as E3 ubiquitin-protein ligase PUB23-like. The transcript has a single exon. The coding region runs from base 45 to 1268 and encodes 407 amino acids. Gene Ontology annotation, biological process: protein ubiquitination. NCBI's taxonomy places the organism in Eukaryota, Viridiplantae, Streptophyta, Magnoliopsida, Solanales, Solanaceae. Gene Ontology annotation, molecular function: ubiquitin protein ligase activity. The record is from RefSeq and is a predicted model, not a curated record.